Messenger RNA from Glossina fuscipes, 3822 nucleotides. RefSeq names its product serine/threonine-protein kinase PAK 2 (gene Pak). Gene Ontology annotation, biological process: regulation of axonogenesis; intracellular signal transduction; regulation of MAPK cascade. Gene Ontology annotation, molecular function: protein serine/threonine kinase activity; ATP binding. Bases 1042 to 3744 code for a protein of 900 amino acids. Gene Ontology annotation, cellular component: cytoplasm. The transcript is spliced from 9 exons. The record is from RefSeq and is a predicted model, not a curated record. Lineage: Eukaryota; Metazoa; Arthropoda; Insecta; Diptera; Glossinidae.
UUGCAUUUAAAAAAAAAAAAGUUACCACUUACUCUUAUUGCUCUCAUCCAUAUGCGCCUUCAUUAGAAACAUAUUCAGCGCACUAGCUUUGAUGAAACAUCAAUUUCAACUAUACUUGUCCAUCCUUCUGCAAGUUGACCGAUUUAAAAAAAAAAAAGGCCAUCUAUUCCGACCUGCUUCUCCAUAUGCUCCUAUGCGAACAUAUUUUGGAAAUGUCCACUUGUGGUGAACAUAUUUGGAUCAAAUUGAUUUAUUGUUAUAAUUCGAUUUCCAAAAAAGCGGUUUUUCUUUUAAGGAAAGAUGUUUUAAAAAUUUGCGCUCAUACUUUAAAAACAUUUGUCAUCAUUCUUGAUCACUUCUUCAUUCCAUCUUCUUGUUUCUCAUAUAUGGUCAUUGCGAAUGAUUAGCUAUUUUUGGUUCGUCUUUAGGAAAUGUUGAGUGUUUACUCUUAACACACUUUGUUCUGAGGUUAAAAACUUUUCCUAAAUGCAUGACUGGAGAAAGUGCGCGUUAGGAAAUAACAAAAAAGUGUUCUAAAAACCAGAUGAAACGGACGGAAAACAGACAUUUUAAAGAAAGCGAUAGUCGUACGUCUGAGCAACGAUUAUAAAAGCAGACCUUUUGUUCGAAGAUUCGCUUAUAGUAAAUACGGCAGUUGCUUAAAUGCAGUUAUAUAAUAUCUUCUUACGCGUCGCAACUAAGAAACUAUUUUUACUCUUUCCUGUUCGUUUUGGGGGCCCGGGCUUAACCACCCCAACGUUUUCAUAACGCUUGUCACACACGUACACGUACGUACAUAUGGGAGAGCGUGCUUAUGUGAAUUUCACUAUUUAAACGCAGUAGCUAUAACAUUGUUGUAAUUGUGUGCAUUGUAGUUGUUGCGUUGUUGUGUUUUCCGUACACAAAACUAUGAAUCAUCGAGCAUUGCAAGAUGUCAUUGAACGUUAUUAUAUAAAUGGUUAUGUUAGUAAUGGUGCGAUGGUGGUUUUACAAGGAUGUGAAUGUCCUUUUCAUUAAAUCUGAAAAAGUGCAGUGCUAAGUAUGUCCAGCGAGGAAGACAAACCUCCAGCUCCACCUGUUCGUUUGACAAGCAAUAGAGGCGGUGACCGCGUAGGCGGGGGCAUUACAGGUGGUGCCUCCGGCGAUGCGCCUGCUGUGGAUAUGAAACCUCUACCGAAAGAACCCGACGAUCCCGAUCGCAAGAAAAAGACUUUAAAAAAUAAGAUUAAAGGUUCCAAGCCUUCACAUCAAGAUUCCAAACCUAAUAUAUCGUAUCCUACAAAUUUCGAGCAUACCGUGCACGUGGGCUUCGAUGCUGUUACCGGCGAAUUUACGCUGCCAAUGAAAGGUAUGCCGGAAGCCUGGGCGCGUCUGCUUAUGAAUUCAAAUAUAAGCAAGCAAGAACAAAAGAAAAAUCCUCAAGCUGUUCUAGAUGUGCUUAAGUGGUUUGACAAUACAACCAAGCAAAGGCCAAGUUCAAAAUACAUGACAAAUGCCAUAACUACACAUUCGGGAUCUUCAUUGAGUCGUGUAAGCAGCAGCAGUCCAAGUAGUACGCCUACCGAUUCCGAAUUGCACGGCUCGAAUAGCGGCGGCAACUUAAUAGGAGUUAAUUUGGGCAGUUUAGCUAUUAGUUCCAAUGCCAACAGUGGCUCUCUACCUAACUCGAGUAGUUUGUUAACAGGCGGUCUUGGCAAUCAUCAUCCCCCUGCUUUACACGGUCAUCACGGACAGCAGCAUCAUGUCACCGCAAUUAAUACGAUUAGUCAAUCGCAUUCUUAUAAUUUCGGUGGCAAUACGGCUUCGUCGUCUUCGCAACAUUCAUCAGCUAAUGAGGACGAUAUUCUCGGCACUCCGCAGCCUCCGCCUCCACCUAUCGCAUCACGUCCCGAACGUACGAAAUCGAUAUACACCCGACCCAUUGAAGAUAUUCAACAGCCUGCAUCAGCUUUAACACCAUUACAGCCGCCGCCACCAACUGCAGCACCUGCAACUACACCUACAACACCACAGCAUAACAAUGUUGCUCAAGCGCAAUACAAAACAACAGCCAGCACUGUGGCGGGCACAACAACUACGCUAGAUAAAAAUAAGAACAAUGCAACAGCUGGAACUGGAGCUGAUGAUGCAGCAGCUUCCACACUUCAGAGUAUUGCUCAUUAUGCUACUACCACUACUACUAGUACCAUACAUACCACUACUACUACUACCAUAGACCCGAAUGUCUCCACUAACAAUCUAUUAUUACUAACGACUACUAUCACUACUAAUGCUUGUGCAGUCAAUAUGACUGUUAAUACGAAUUGUUCUAGUAUUAGUUCUCAAUUGCCAUAUAUCGAUUGUAAUGCAAUCGCAACUACAAGAACAACAAUAACAACGAUUAAUCACGAUUCUUCUGCUUCCUCCUUUUCAUCGUUUCCCUCGUAUCAUGACGGCCAUCCAUUGCCACCCAUCUAUUGCCCUUCAUCAUCUUCCUCUUUGAUUGGCGGCGAAUCGAUAACAAUGCCAACACCGCCAUUGCCCACACCGAUUGGUAAUGCACCAUCCGGUUUAAUUGGCGAUCCUAUAACAACUGUCACACCGGCUACACCCGAUGCCUCGUUUGUUGAUGCUAACGCUGACGCGGAUGUGUUCACAUCUUCUACAGAUUUAUAUGUGCAUGACGCGAACACUAACAAUUUGACGGCUACUGCGGUGGCGGCAGCCAUUUCAACAGUUAGCGGCGGAGCGAUAAGCACUAAUACGGCAGCGGCUACUGUUACUCCAGCCCCAGUUGCUAAUAUUGCCGCUACCGCCACUAGCAAUACUCCAACUACUCAGCAACGUUCAGGCGCCACGAAAAAGAAGAAAAUGUCCGACGAAGAGAUAUUAGAGAAACUACGUACCAUCGUAUCGGUGGGUGAUCCGAAUCGUAAAUAUACCAAAAUGGAAAAAAUCGGUCAGGGCGCAUCGGGCACUGUGUAUACGGCCAUUGAAUCAUCUACUGGCAUGGAAGUGGCUAUAAAACAAAUGAAUCUCUCUCAACAGCCCAAAAAGGAACUGAUAAUUAAUGAGAUUUUGGUAAUGCGAGAGAAUAAACAUCCAAAUGUCGUCAAUUAUUUGGACAGUUAUUUGGUGUCUGAAGAGCUAUGGGUAGUUAUGGAAUAUCUACCAGGUGGAUCCCUAACGGAUGUUGUAACUGAGACUUGUAUGGACGAGGGACAAAUAGCCGCUGUGUGUCGUGAAGUAUUGCAGGCUCUUGAGUUUCUACACUCCAAUCAGGUUAUACAUCGUGACAUUAAAAGUGAUAACAUACUAUUGGGCUUAGACGGUUCCGUAAAAUUGACUGAUUUCGGUUUCUGUGCCCAGAUCUCGCCAGAGCAAUCGAAACGCACAACUAUGGUUGGCACGCCGUAUUGGAUGGCCCCGGAAGUAGUCACCCGAAAACAAUACGGACCUAAGGUUGAUUUAUGGUCUCUCGGUAUAAUGGCCAUUGAAAUGGUUGAAGGUGAGCCGCCGUAUCUCAAUGAGAAUCCUUUAAAAGCCUUGUACCUCAUUGCCACAAAUGGCAAACCCGAAAUUAAAGAAAAAGAAAAACUUUCGCCAGUAUUUCAAGAUUUUCUCGAUCAAUGCCUGGAAGUCGAUGUGGAUCGGCGUGCCGGCGCAUUGGAGUUACUUAAGCAUCCAUUUUUAAAAUUGGCCCGACCUUUGGCCAGUUUAACGCCUUUGAUUAUGGCUGCCAAGGAGGCCACUAAGGGCAACUGAUUAAAGCAACAACAUUGAUUUAUGUUAAAACUUUUUACUUAAUUCUUGUUUUUCACUAUUACAAUAACAACAAACGCA